AUGGAGGCUGAGUGCGAGGAGUUUCUUCUGGGCACUCAGCUUGGCUCUCAGCUGGGGUCCGCGGAGGCCUGGUGCCUAGUUGAUGUUCUUGGUCUGAUCGUGAAGGAUCUCGGCUUGGAAGCUGCCUGCCGCUGUCGGCUGCUUUGCAAAGGUGCCCUCUUUUCAGCUGGCCUUGGGCCGAAAGGAAUGCAGCUGGCAGCCGAAGACACUGCUUGGAUAGAGACGCAGCGUGAGGAGAGCAAGAUCGCUGUCAGCUUGGCUGCACUUGCAACCGGCAACAGCGGCAUGGGCAGAUCUGCAGCAUCGGAAGUCGCCAGAGCCGUGGCCUUCUCCACGUUCACGAAGUCCAAGUCUCUGGAUCUGUGGUCGCCAGACACGAUGGGACGUCCGCCCUUGGUUGCUGCAGCUUGUUGCAGCCGGCAGAAUGGCUGGGGUAGUUCAUUGCUUACAGCACUUCUCGAAGCACGCGCUCAGCCGGAGGCUUCCAGUCCGGACGGAUGGAAUGCGCUGAUGUGGGCCUCCCAGCUGGGGAACCAUGAAGACUGCCAGGUGCUGUUGAAGGCCCGGGCUUGCCCAAACGCGGUCUCAGCCGAUGGCACCUCCCCUCUGCUUUGUGCUGUGCGUGCGGACCGUCAGCCUUUAGUCAUCGUGAAGCUGUUGCUCUCCUACCGAGCAGAUCCGGCCCUUGUUCCCAUGCAAAGCCCCUUCGAUGAGUACGUCGACAUGGACGUUCGCCAAGCCCUGGCUAGCGCACCUCAUCGCCGCUAG
Messenger RNA from Symbiodinium sp. CCMP2456, 768 nucleotides. The record is from the annotation of a GenBank genome assembly. NCBI's taxonomy places the organism in Eukaryota, Dinophyceae, Suessiales, Symbiodiniaceae.